AUGAAGCUCAUCGCCCUCACUCUGUGCGCCCUCGGCCUCGCUGGCCUCUGCUCCACCCAAGCAGUCGGCACAACCACGCUCCUUACAUCUGUGAGUUGCAUCGACCACAAGAUCUGCGCCGACCCCCCUACCCGCCGCAACUCGUACACCUUCCGCCAGACCUCGACCCCGUGGACCACCCUGAAGGCUGCCCCAAAGGCUACCCCAUCCACCGGCUCAAACGGCUACGGCUACCCCAUCGCCACACACACUGUCUGCGCCACCGAUCACUGCACCACGAGCGUUGACUGUGGCAACGUGAACUCGACGGCAGUAUGGUGGCCUGCAUCUACUACUCGGUGCACUACAGUGGACGCUGCGGAGCCUGCUUGCACUGCCAAGCUUACCGGAGCGUACUCUUGUAUGCCUGUUGAGCAUGCGCCGACGUCGACAGAGGACUAUGGCGGUAGGAGCCAGCGGUGGGUUGCGAAGUUGGCUAGGGCUACGUCGAAGAAGUCGGAGGGUUAUGUAUUGCCGCCAGGUAUCACUACUACCAAGGUGCCCUGGACGCAUUCUUGGGUUCCGGCGCCAACUCACUGUUAUUCUUGCAUCCGCCCGUCUUCUAGGUCUUCCACGACUAGCUCGACGGUGCAGGGGGAAGUUACGGUGUUUGCGGAGUAA
Pyrenophora tritici-repentis Pt-1C-BFP is the source of this 660-nucleotide messenger RNA. Its product is annotated as Atrophin-1 multi-domain protein. The record is from RefSeq and is a predicted model, not a curated record. Lineage: Eukaryota; Fungi; Ascomycota; Dothideomycetes; Pleosporales; Pleosporaceae.